This is a messenger RNA of Arachis stenosperma, 1195 nucleotides long. RefSeq lists its product as uncharacterized. The coding region runs from base 495 to 962 and encodes 155 amino acids. Lineage: Eukaryota; Viridiplantae; Streptophyta; Magnoliopsida; Fabales; Fabaceae. The record is from RefSeq and is a predicted model, not a curated record. The transcript has 2 exons.
AUAGCGAUACAUUCACCAUUAGCAGUAUUUUUGCUCCCGUGAUUUAAUUAUUUUUUUGGUUUUUUUUCUCUUAUGGUAUUCCUCAACCCAUCAGGUUAAGGACUAAUCUAGCUUGAUACUAAGUUCCAAUUAAGAGUUUGUCAAAAUUCGAAUUUCGAUACUUACUUAAGCGGACUAGUGAACUGACCAACCCAACUAGGUUAAUCCCGUGAUUUAAUUAUUGGCUGGCAUAGUUUUGUUAUUGGCGAAAACGAUGAAAAGUAAGGUAGUUUAACUUGCUCGUGAUAAACGCUUGCUAUUGCUAGAAUCAUGUACAAGAUACGAGGAAAAGGGCGACUCUAAUUUUAAUUCUUGUGUUUCUAUUUUAGCUUAGCGGAAUAUUAUUUGGACCAAGUGAUGAAAGGGACAUAUUUUAGUUAAAAGAAAAGUAGUAUAUAAAAACAAGAGAGAGAAUGUGAGUGAUGGGUAGUGAGAAGUGAGAAGUGAAGGAGGAAAUGAAAAGCACAGGAAGGCUUCCCCUUCUGAAUCUCAAGAAGUCUCCGGAGAAAGAGAGGUCAGGCAGCCUCACUCCUCCGCUGGAGACGUCAGCUUCGGUCCCAUUUCGGUGGGAGCAAGUGCCCGGGAAGCCUAUUCCUUGCACGGCACUUAUCCCCUUCUCUGAUCCCAAAGACUUUCUCCCAAAGUGCCUCCACCUCCCUACCCCUCCGGCAAGGCUCAUCAUACCUUCUCCCAAUGCCAUCAAUCUCAAGAGGAACAGGAACAGAGGGCGGUGGUUUGGUUCUUUGAAGAAGAAGCCCUUCAUCAGGGACAGUAACUUGAAGCGUGCUGCCAGCUUCUCCACCACUUCCCACCCUUAUGGCUAUAAGCCUCGUGUCUGGACAACAAUCUAUGAGGGUUUGAAGCAGGUGGUUCCAUGGAAAAACAAGAAACUCAAGGAUGCUGGGAGCACCCAUACCCUCUAAUCAUGGGUACCACAUUUGCUUUAUUGGAAGAGGACGACAGUAAUUGCACUCAGGCUGUUUCUUUUGGGUGUCCACGCCACUCAUACUGCGGAACCUGUCUCCUUUGCCUCAUCUCAUCAAUUGUACAUGAUUUUCUACCUAGAUUAGAAUAGAAGGGUAACUAUCUUACUGUAAUCUGGCAAUGUUAUGGAUAUGUACUCAAUACUCAAUAAUGCUAAUUUAUAUGAUUAAUC